UGACAAGUGCCAAACUUCACCGUACAUGCUUUCUCAGGACACUUUGUGGUGAGCAGAGAAUGUAGACGGGCUCUUUGGUGAGCAAACUACUUUAAUAACUGCCCCCUCUGAAGAUAAAAAUCUGUAACCUGUAUGGAAUUGUUUAGAGCACAUCAGCAAAGUGGUGUUGGAGCUGCAUUUCUUUUACUGUCUAUGGCUGCAUUUAGACUAGCUAAUGUUAGCUGCUAGCUACUUAAGGUUGUGUAUGUGGAGUAAUGGACGUUACGUUACAGUUGGCCGUGGACCGCAAAAAUAAAUAAGCUAUCUGAAUGUUAAGUUAUCUUGUCAAGUACAUGCAUUUAUGUAGCUUUGUGUGAGUAAUAAGUUGCCCUGUCCCUCUCUGCCCUGUCAGUUUGUGAACUCGCUAAAGCUAUUGUGCUGUAGCUACAGUUACCUACCUGAAAGUAGCCUAAAUGUUCAGGCAGGUCAUGGGCCCUCUGCUGAUAGCCAACCCAAUGGUUUGCUUGCAGCAUUUUAUCCCAGUUCUCACAAGAAACAUAUUAAAUGUCUCGUACAAGAACGUGCCGGCGUGUUUUAAACUGGGAGGCAUGAGUACAUUUUGUACGAAAAGAAUAAACAAAAAAGGAGUUCCUAUAAGAAAAGAUUUCAAAUCAAAUGAGUUUGUCAUCAAGGAGAAUCCUGCUUUUCCCAAGUCGGUUUUUGCAGCUGGAAAUGCUAGGCGGACUAGUGCACUACUGAAAAGGAGAGCUGAUAUAUCAGACUUAGGAGAGCAAUCAGACUACAGGAAUAGAGACAGGAAAAGAGAUUACCCGAUACCAGACCGCCCUCUCACAGUUUCAGAGUGGAAGAGAUUGAAAGAAGACAGCAAAAACCCCCGUAGUUUUGAGACUCAAAUUAUGGGGGCAUUCCUGAAGUCCAGUGCAGAGGUGGACACUGCUAAAUCUCUCCUGGCGUAUGUUGCCAUUGACACUGGCACGGUGUCAUAUGAAUUACUGUUGCUGUACCUCGCUUUCUGCGUCCAUGGUGGACACUGGGCUGAAAUGUUCGACGUGUACGACAUCAUGAAGAGUCGGUUUCGGACGCUGGAUACGGGUGCUUACAGUUUAUUGAUUAAAGGCUUUAGCAAGACAGGACGCUGGGAAGAGGCGUUGGUUUUUCUUGAGAACAUCAAGGGCAUCAAGGCCUCUCCUCGGAAUUACUCAGAUAUCAUAGCCGGUGCAGUACAACAUGGCAAUAUGGCCACUGCUUGGACGCUGUAUAACCAACUCUUGGAGAGGGGCAUUACUCCUAAUCAGGAUACCUGGAAAUAUCUGUUUGAGGGGGGUAUUUCUGACCAUGAAAACGAUGAUAAGCUGUUGUCAAUAUUAGAGCAUAUGAGAGACAGCCAAAUAUAUCCAGAGGAGAGUCUGGCGCACAACAUUUGGAAGUGGUUUGAAUGUCGCCCUGACCAGAAGUGGACUGGCAGUAUCUCCACUGUGAACCCAAGCGGAGUGUGUGAGAGCUGUCAGUCUAUGCUGGAGUCCAUACACCUGACUAAGGAAGACUAUGCUGAUCUGAAGGACAGUAUCAUGAAGAACGUGAUUGAGGGCAAAGACGUAUUCAACAAGACCACCCCUGAGGAGCUGGAGAGUUUCAAGCACUUCGUCAGUCAGCAGCCACCGUUUGAUGUGGUGAUCGACGGACUCAACGUGGCCUACAGCCAGGGUAAAGGGAACCAGUCUAACACGCUGUUGGCUGUGGUCUCCAAGUUACAUCAGCAAGGUCUCUCCAUCCUGGUCCUGGGCAGGAAGCAUAUGUUGAAGGAUUAUAAAAGCUACCACAUGAGGAAAAUCCAGCAAAAAGCGCACUGCUUCUUCACCGAGGAUAUAUCUGAAGAUGACCCAUUCCUCCUCUAUGCUGCAUUGCACUCUGGUAGCCACUGUACAUUUGUGAGCCGCGAUCUCAUGCGGGACCACAAGGCCUGCCUGUCCAGUGGGCGAACCAGGCGCCUCUUCUUCAAGUGGCAGCGCGGGCACCAAUUGGUCCUCCGCGCCUUUCUUCCUGGCGAGAAGGUCUACUUUCAGGAAAUACAGAGUUAUGACACCAUUGCUCAGACCAGUGGAGACAGCUGGCAUAUACCCUUUGACCAAGAGGGUACAGAGAGAAGUACAUAUGAAGUUCCCCAGAAGUGGCUGUGCCUUACCAGAUCAAACUGACAAAUACACUGUAAUUAAUGGCCUGUGUUGCUUCCUUAUGUAUUGCUACAAUAAAGUUGAGUUGUUUUCCA
This is a messenger RNA of Sardina pilchardus (European sardine), 2266 nucleotides long. It is a transcript of the gene prorp, whose product is annotated as protein only RNase P catalytic subunit. Gene Ontology annotation, cellular component: mitochondrion; mitochondrial ribonuclease P complex. The transcript is spliced from 7 exons. Gene Ontology annotation, molecular function: ribonuclease P activity; protein binding. The record is from RefSeq and is a predicted model, not a curated record. Bases 453 to 2195 code for a protein of 580 amino acids. Gene Ontology annotation, biological process: tRNA 5'-leader removal; mitochondrial tRNA 5'-end processing. NCBI's taxonomy places the organism in Eukaryota, Metazoa, Chordata, Actinopteri, Clupeiformes, Clupeidae.